AUGGCUGCCUCGCAGCCCAUUCGGGGCAAUAACCUCUUAAUCCUAGCCUCUGUACCAUCCAAGGAUGGCCCAGAAACGUCUCGAGGCACGUCCACAAGCUCCAAAUGGAUAACAAACACGGAUCAUAUCUUCUUCGGAGUCUCGAGUCACCUUGCGUCGAUCACCUCCCCUACCCUUCCGCUCACUAACUCACACUCCGAAACAUUGGGAAGUGAGCCUAAUGCUGGAUGGACCAGCGGCUCCCUGAUAUCGACGGCCCAGAUAGCAGGGCCCCCAGAUCUCUCGAUUGCCACGCGUCUGUUUGCGGUAUUCUCAAAAUCAGUCCACGUGUGGUACCCCAUUAUGAACGAUGAGUCUCUCCAAAGUCUGCUCUUAUGCUGCAGCACCGAAACACUUGAUCCUUGUUCAGACCAAAAGCUGGAGUUGUUCUACCUGGUUCUCGCUAUAGCCAGUCUACUAACGAAAAGAGCCGAGCCCUUACUGAGCUCAACACCGGCUGCUUACUUCAACAGGGCUAUCUCCAAUGCUGACACAAACUGCGAUCAUUCUUCUGGACCCAGUACUUUGCACAUGAUGCAGAGAUCUCUGCUCAUAUGCAUAUACUUGCUCUUGAGCCCCGGCAGUGGUGAUAUUUGGAGGAACCUUGGCUUUGCCAUCCGCCUCCACUUUGAUAUGUCGCAUGGUCGUUCCGAAAACAUGUACCUUGAUGAAGGCCAUCACACGAUGCUUGCCAGAACAUUGUACUGCAUCGAGGGAAACGUAACCACCGCAUUUGGUCGGCCAACGGUGUUGACAAUAGGAGAUGAAUUACGUUAUGAAUUAACCUUGCCGGGUGACACCGUGGAAGAGGGUAUAUCUAUACAGUUCUACCGCAUCUCGACAAUCAAGAUGCAACUCCAAAGCCUGCUCUCCGCAGCGACCGUGCAGCAUAAUCCGGCGAGGCUAAAAGAGAGAUGUGAGAAUAUUCAAAAAGAACUGCUCGAGUGGCAUCAAUACUGGAAGACAGACUUCGUGCCCGCUAUCACGAGCGAGGUGCAUGGCUGGGGAGGUGCCGUCCAAUAUUUGGACGCAUGGGGGAGUUUGCAGUACAACGCGAGUAUCCUCAUGAUCUCGAGAUUCUCACCAGAAGCAACCGAAUCUAUUUUCGACACAGCUCGACAGGUUGUGUCUUGCAGCACCAUUCUCGUCAGACACAGCCAGCGUUCUUUUUGUGCUAUCCCUGACGAUGAAACACAGUACAAGGUGCCAGUUUUCCCGACCGAUUGGACCAUGUCCCAUCUUUUAUUCGCCACUGCGCUUCACUUGCUCUCUUUCGAGAAGCAGAGUGCGGCGGACCGUACUGCUUGGCAACGAACAGUGCGAUCUUGCCUCACAACUCUGGCGUUGAUGGAGGCUGACCCAGCCAACUUGUCCAUGGGAUUCUCUGAUAUAAUAGAAGGGCUGUGCAGCCGCCAUGAGGAACAUACAUAA
Clonostachys solani is the source of this 1470-nucleotide messenger RNA. Lineage: Eukaryota; Fungi; Ascomycota; Sordariomycetes; Hypocreales; Bionectriaceae. The record is from the annotation of a GenBank genome assembly.